CCUGAAUCGGUGUGUUUGCACUACUCCACAAAAACUAGCUGAGCGAUUCGUAUUUCAGAAGCUUAUUAGGCCGCCUGGGUUCACAUUUUUAGUUUUCUGGCCCGUGUCCUUAAUGGUUUACAGGUCAAGUUCAGGUCGACCGAGUAUACACGUACGAAGAGCCUCAUCAGACCAAUAUUGAUGGUCUGACAUAGGCUUCGGAUACGAGGACUCGAAGGACCGAUUAAUAGGCACGUCAAAUUACAUGCUCUUUAUUUUUGAAAGUUGGCGUAUAUAUGGGUGUUCGUACUCCACAACAGACCCCAUUUUUGCCCCAAACGAGGCUUAUCUCGCUUCUGGGGCCGCAUCGACAUGUCGAGCGUCACCUAGGCCGCGCUGCAAGCUUGAUCUUGCGGACGAUUUUGUAGAUGCGAUCGAGCUUUCGCCCGUGACGCCUGUAGAAAAGCAGAACGAUGAUUUAGUGCUUUCAUGCGCGCAGUCCCAGGUGAAGCGCAAAACGCAACAAACGCGGGAGAUGAUCCAGUUUGCGGCGCUGUGUUGGUUCGUCUAUCUGGAGGGCUGGAACGAUGGAUCGAAUGGCCCCCUGCUGCCGAGGAUUCAGAAAGUUUAUGGGGUUGGAUAUGCUGUUGUAUCUCUUAUUUUCGUUUUCGCCUGCUUGGGUUUUGUCAUGGGUGCCGUCUCUAAUGUAAUCCUUGCCGAGAAACUGGGAUUCGGAAAAGUAAUGGUACUAGGUUCCCUAUUACAAGUCUUGGCAUACUGUAUCGAGUCCUCGGGGCCCCCCUUUCCCGUGUUUAUAUUUGCGUUCUUCAUGAACGGAAUAGGACUGGCUCUACAGAAUGCAAAUUCGGUUGGGUAUGUUGCUUCCCUCAAAGAAAAUACAGCAGUGAAGAUGAGCCUUUUCAUGGCAGUAUAUGGGGCCGGGGCUCUUUCAUCUCCUCUGGUUGCCACUCAAUUUUCACAUCUACCUCAAUGGAAUCUACAUUACUUGACGUCCCUUGGAAUUGCGAUCACCAAUACGAUCGCCUUGAUUACGGUCUUCCGGUUGAAGCCCCAGAGAGAAUGUCUUGCCGAGAUAGGUAUCGUUGACGUGGAUAACGGUACAAGCGAGCAUAGUCACCUCAGGCAGAUAGUGGCGAACAAAGAUGUCCAUCUUCUGGCAGCAUUCGCUCUGCUCUACGUCGGAGCCGAGGUUACUAUCGGCGGCUGGAGUGUUACCUACGUUAUUGGUGUCAGAGGUGGAGGGCCUUCAUCUGGUUAUAUCUCUACUGGAUUUUUCGGCGGUCUCAUGGCUGGCCGAGUGGUCUUGCUAUGGUGUAAUGAAAAGAUUGGAGAACGGCUGGCCUUGUUUAUCUACGCCGUUCUGGCUAUCAUCCUCGAGUUAGUCGUAUGGUUCGUUCCAUCUUUGGUAGGCGAUGCAGUUGCUGUCUCUGUCAUUGGCGUGUUGCUGGGGCCAAUGUAUCCAAUUGCUAUGAACCAUGCAGGACGCGUUCUUCCUCGCUGGUUACUUACUGGUGCUAUUGGUUGGGUUGCAGGAGUGGGGCAGGCAGGCUCUGCAUUGGUCCCGUUUAUGACGGGUGCUAUCGCACAAAAUUCUGGAAUUAAAACCCUGCAGCCUGUAUUGGUUGGGAUACUGUGUCUUAUGACUGUGUUGUGGGCGCUGGUGUCCCGUGGUUCGCGUCGCCCGGAUUGAAGGUUUGAGAUUGAAGUUAGGUUGUACAUAUAGAGAGGCAUAUGGGGUUACACGUUUGACUGCACCGGUGUACUAGUAAGUAUGCUCAGAUCUAGAUCUCCGUCCGAAGUUAGUAUUAGUCAUGUUUUACACUUUUUACGUACAGAGUUAUAAAAUGAUUAUCAGGAUUC
This is a messenger RNA of Suillus clintonianus, 1860 nucleotides long. Its product is annotated as MFS general substrate transporter. Gene Ontology annotation, cellular component: membrane. Gene Ontology annotation, molecular function: transmembrane transporter activity. The transcript is spliced from 17 exons. Gene Ontology annotation, biological process: transmembrane transport. NCBI's taxonomy places the organism in Eukaryota, Fungi, Basidiomycota, Agaricomycetes, Boletales, Suillaceae. The coding region runs from base 245 to 1690 and encodes 481 amino acids. The record is from RefSeq and is a predicted model, not a curated record.